This is a messenger RNA of Gamsiella multidivaricata, 1071 nucleotides long. Its product is annotated as ceramidase. The coding region runs from base 90 to 1037 and encodes 315 amino acids. Gene Ontology annotation, cellular component: endoplasmic reticulum membrane. Gene Ontology annotation, biological process: ceramide biosynthetic process; ceramide catabolic process. The transcript is spliced from 2 exons. The record is from RefSeq and is a predicted model, not a curated record. Lineage: Eukaryota; Fungi; Mortierellomycota; Mortierellomycetes; Mortierellales; Mortierellaceae.
AGAACGCGUCCCGAACCUUCUCUUUUUCUGGACUGUGCCUCCACUACAAGAUCAUCAGCCUCAGCUCCGCUCUCAUUCAUCACAACAAGAUGGGCAUCAGUAACAGCGAUGGCUACUGGGGGCCACCCACCUCUUCGAUUGACUGGUGUGAAGAGAACUAUGUGGUAUCCUAUUAUAUCGCUGAGUUCUUCAACUCGUUCUCCUCUUUCGCCAUGAUCCUUCUCGGAGAAGCUGCCUGUUACUCAAUUGGUCGCCUGCAGUCUUCCAUGGCAUCCAGCGGUACAACAUCCUCCUCCGGCGGCAGCUCCUCUCAUACCACUCCUGGAGUAGCGGCACCAAGUCUCUUCCGCUUCAAACUGGCCUUCCGCACAAUCACCGUUGUCGGCAUUGGCUCCUUCCUCUUUCAUGCCACGCUCCUUCACCACAUGCAGAUGCUCGAUGAACUCCCCAUGCUCUACUCCGUUCUCGCCCUAUUCUUCUGUCUAAUCGAGUCUCGCUUCGGCCCCCAGCCUGCCUGGUUUCCGAUCCUCCUCACCGUCCAUGGUAUGCUCGUCACCUUCUUGGUCGCGUUUACAGAAGGGAACACGCAGUUCUACAGCUUCCAUGUGACUUUUGGGUCAUUGGAAUUUGUUACUCUCUACCUCGUCUAUCGUGUCUACAGAGCUAGAAAGGCAGAGUAUCCAGAUGUGAAGCAGGCCUUCGAGGUCGGCAUUGGGCUGUAUGCGCUUGCGAUUGCGGUAUGGAUGAUAGACUUGAACUUUUGUGAGGCACCGUUGCUGGCGUGGUUGCCACAGGGUCUUCAGAUGCAGAUCCGGGAUGCGACGUCGGGUAGGUGGAUUGUUAUGGACUUGUACCUGCACGCGUGGUGGCAUACUUUUGUCAGCAUGGGGUUGUACCUGCUGUCGACAGUCAUCAUGUUGGACGGGCUUAUUGUUCAAGGCUGGAAACCCAAGAUCGAGAUGAAAGCCGGAGGAUGGUUACCGAUGGUCACGGUAGUGGGUGCCAUAGACAAGACCGCGUCGAAAAAGAACGAGUGAUGAUAUUUUCACAUAAUAAAGAAGUAAUGCACAC